AUGCCUGUGGGCAAACAAGUAUCCCAAUUACUAUCAUUAAAAAAGAUGGCUCCCAUUACUAAACAUUACGAAUAUCUGGUAAUCGGAGGUGGUUCCGGUGGUGUUGCAUCCAGUAGAAGGGCAGCUUCAUACGGAAAGAAAACGCUACUUAUCGAGGCGAAAGCCAUGGGAGGUACAUGUGUGAACGUAGGAUGUGUUCCCAAGAAGGUUAUGUGGUAUGCCUCGGAUUUGGCAACUCGCUUGACGCAAGCGAACGAAUACGGACUUUUCCAAGACAAUAAGCUAACUCGUGAGAAACUAACGUUCAAUUGGGCUCAGUUUAAAGAGAAAAGAGAUGCUUAUAUCAAGCGUUUGAAUGGAAUUUAUGAACGCAACCUGGCCAAAGAAGGCGUGGAUUACAUUUACGGCUGGGCCAAGUUCAACCAGGACGGUAACGUUGAAGUCACGACGCACGACAACAGUAAGCAAGUGUACACAGCAGACAAGGUCUUGAUUGCAACCGGUGGUACACCUAUCAAGCCGGAUGGCAUUGAAGGUUAUGAACUGGGAAUUGAUUCUGAUGAUUUUUUCAAGCUCGAAAAACAGCCCAAAAAAGUUGUGGUUUCCGGUGCAGGCUACAUCGGUGUUGAGCUUGCAGGUGUUUUCCAUGGUCUAGGUACCGAGACUCACAUGGUUAUCAGAGGUGAGACCUUGCUGAGGAAGUUCGAUGACUCCAUUCAAAAUACCAUCACCGACCAUUACGUUAGCGAAGGGAUUAACAUUCACAAAAGCGCCAAAAUUACCAAAGUGAAGAAAGACGAAAGCAGCGGUAAAUUGAUAAUUUCCUUGGACAAUGGAGAGACUAUUCAGGAUGUGGACGAAUUGGUAUGGACUAUUGGUCGUAAGACUCAAUUGGGCUUUGGUUGUGAACACGUUGGAGUCAAACUCAAUGACAGAGAACAGGUCAUCGUGGAUGAAUAUCAGAAUACAACGGCACCCAACAUUUACUCAUUAGGCGACGUCGUGGGUAAGGUUGAGCUGACUCCAGUUGCGAUUGCAGCCGGCAGAAAGUUAUCGAAUAGACUUUUCGGUCCCGAGAAGUUUGCGAACCAAAAACAGGACUAUGAAAAUGUGCCAAGUGUGGUUUUCUCACAUCCUGAAGCCGGUACGAUAGGUUUAACUGAAAAAGAGGCUAUUGAGAAGUAUGGUGAGGAAAAUGUCAAAGUUUACAAGAGCAAAUUCACGGCCAUGUACUACGCCAUGCUAGAACAUAAAUCGCCCACGUCCUAUAAAUUGGUGUGCGCGGGCCAAGACGAGAAAGUCGUUGGUUUGCAUAUCGUUGGUGACUCAUCGGCUGAAAUUUUGCAAGGUUUCGGAGUUGCAGUCAAGAUGGGUGCUACAAAGGCCGAUUUCGACUCCUGUGUUGCGAUUCAUCCCACCAGCGCAGAAGAAUUGGUGACUUUGACAUAA
Molecule: messenger RNA, 1449 nt
Organism: Lachancea lanzarotensis
Lineage: Eukaryota; Fungi; Ascomycota; Saccharomycetes; Saccharomycetales; Saccharomycetaceae
Gene: GLR1
Product: LALA0S04e02894g1_1
Exons: 1
Coding region: 1-1449 (482 amino acids)
Biological process (GO): cellular response to oxidative stress; cell redox homeostasis; glutathione metabolic process
Cellular component (GO): mitochondrion; cytosol
Molecular function (GO): glutathione-disulfide reductase (NADPH) activity; NADP binding; flavin adenine dinucleotide binding
Source: RefSeq, a predicted model, not a curated record